ACCUUGAGGCAAUGUCCAUUUGCCAGCACAUCUAGCUGCUGUUAUUUUCUCUAUAAUGUACACUUUCUCUUAACACACUCCCUUUAAAACACCAACAAUGGCUGUUUCACAGUCUUAUCAUGCCAUUCUGGUCAUGGGCAUUGUUUUUUGUGUUUUACCUCAUUAUAACACAGGAUUGUUGUCUGACUACAAAAUCUGUGGAGAUUCGGAGUGUGAAAGACCGAUGAGCAGAGUGCAGGCUAUCAUGGACCACCGUGGUAAAGACUGCCGUUACCUUAAUUUCAGGCGAGGAGACACCAUCUUUGUUUACCACAAACUGACUGGAAAGAGGGAUGACCUCUGGGCAGGCACUAUUGACAAACAGUUUGGUUAUUUCCCCAAGGACAGAGUGCAAGAGGAGCUGCUUUAUGCAACUGUGGAAAAUGUGGUUGCAACACAGGAAUCAGAUUUCUUCUGUACGGAUGAGUUUGGUUAUCUUGUUGACUCCACUCAUCUAGACAAUGAUGCCAAUGAGGAUGAUGCUGUGAAAAAACAGGAGCAAGUAACAACACAAACCACGCCAUAUUUGGAUGAUAAUAAUGCUGAAAGUCCAUCGACAUCGGAGGAAGUCUCUACAGAAUCCGUUGGUUCAGCACAGGAAUCUGAGAGCAGCAUAAAGGAAGAGGCAGAGGGAAACACAACAAAUGCUGGUGAUGCUGCUGCUGGGACCACCAAGGAAGCACAAGAUCCUGCUGCCUCGACGGAACAAGGUGGGUCUGCCUCAUCUUCUUGGCUUGGUUCCUCAGUGACAGGAUGGAUAGGUCUGACUAAAGAGGAAGAACCUGCAAAUUUGGCUGAAGGACAGAAAGAAGAAGCAAAAGAGGAAACUCCUGAGGCUUCUUCCUUUACUUCAUCGAUGACAGGAUGGCUGGGGAUUGGAGGAGGAGGAGGAAGAACUGAUGAUGAAGAAGUGAGAAGUGGACAAGAGGAUGCAGAAAUGUCUGAAUCUUACACUUCGACAAUGACUGGAUGGCUUGGAUUUAGAGGAGGAGGAAAAACCGAUGAUGAAGAAGUGAGAAGUGGACAGGAGGAUGCAGAAACGUCUGAAUCUUACACUUCGACAGUGACUGGAUGGCUUGGAUUUGGAGGGGAGAAAAAACCAGAAAGCUCUGCAGAAAAAGAGGAAGAAGAAGAGAUGAACAGAGAUGAGGAGCAAGAACAAGCAGAGACAUUCAGGAGUAGAAGGAUGUCUUUAGAUCUAGAAGGAAGUCAGUUGCAUGAGGAGGAAGAGGCUGGGACAUUUGAUUGGUUUGGAAACAGACUGACGAGCACACUAGGAUUUGGCCAGACCAAUCAGGAGUCAGAGAUGACUUCAGGACGAGCCGAGGAGGCCGCUAAAGAAGAAGAGCAAGCCUCUGGAUCCUGGUAUGAUAUGGGGUUCGGGGGCAUGUUAGGCCUUGGGACAGACAAGAGUGAUGAGAGUACAGGAGGAGGCUUUCAGGGAACACAGAUGGAUGAGAAUUUAGACCAGAACCUUGAGUCAGAGAGAGUGGAUACCAGUCAAUCACAGCCUACAGUCACAGAGGAGAUGACGACAGAAGUAGGAGGAAUAUCAAAAGAUGACAAUCGCACAUCAGAGACAGACCAUGCAGAGAGUAAAAGUAAUAUGGAUGAUAAUGGUAACACAGAUGGUGUCUCCGCAGACAGUGCUGCAUCUGAAGCCACUGGAGGGAUGCCAUCAAUGCCUGACAACUUGACUCAAAUAGAAAGUCUGGAAAAAGAAGAACAUGAUGUUUUAGAUGAUGAUGAGAAAGAAAAAAGUGCACUUGAUGGGGAAAGAGCUACAGAAAUGGAAGGUGAGCAUCAUCAGAUAGCCCAAACAAUCAAAUAUAAUGAUGAUGAUAGGCAAACAAGAGAGGAAGAUUUUAAAACUGCUAAUGAGACUGAUCAGGAUAUUCUGACACAAUCAGACACUGGACCUUUGUUGGACUUUGAUUUAAAGUCAGACACCACAGAACAAUCUGCAGGUGAAGUUAAGGAGGACAUAAGAGAGAAUUUGCUGGGGGACAGUGCCGAGAUUCAGGGUGAAACUGAUGGAUCAGCCGAUAAAUCACAUGAGAUAAGUGCUAGAGUUGAUAGUGAUGAAUUUGGGGUGAAUAAAGAGGAGACUAAGACAGAAGGUGCAAAAGGAGAGAGUCUAACUGGCAGUGGUGCAGAAGACAGCAGUGCAGAGAAUAAUAAUCCAAUAUCCAAUAAGCAUGAGACCUUAACACAGGUAGAAGGCACCACAGAUCAGAAACAGGAGGAAAGCGUCUUUAAUGAAAGUAAUCUGAAGUCAGAGGCUGAGAUCACGGAGGAAGAAGAGUCUAAGGAGGAAGAGGAGAGAAGGGAGCUAGGGGAGGUAAAGGAAGAGGAGGAAGUGGUAAAGACACAAGGAAAGCAACAGGAAGUGGAUGAGGAAAAGAAGGAUGAAGAAGAGAUAAAGCAGCAGGAAGUGGAAGAGAUAACAGAGAAGGAAAAACUGGUGGAGUUAAAGGAGGAGAAGAUACAGAGGGAAGUGGAGGAAAUCAAAGAAAACCAGGUGGAAGUGGGGGAAUCCAAGGAUGAAGAAAAUCAUGGGGGAGAGGAGGCAAAGGAAGGGGACGAACAGAUAAAGACUCAAGAGAAGCAUCAGAGAGUGGAUGAGGAAAAGAAGGAUGAAGAAGAAGAGCUAAAAAAAGAGGGGAAGCAGCAGGAAAUGGAAGAGAUAAUAGAGAGGGAGAAACUGGUGGAGUUAGAGGAGGAGAGGAUACAGAGGGAAGUGGAGGAAAUAGAAGAAAACCAGGAGGAAGUGGGGGAAUCCAAGGAUGAAGAAAAUCAUGGGGUAGAGGAGGCAAAGGAAGGGGACAAACAGAUAAAGACUCAAGAGAAGUAUCAGAGAGUGGAUGAGGAAAAGAAGGAUGAAGAAGAAGAAGAGCUUAAUGAAGAGGUAAAGCAUCAGGAAGUGGGAGAGAUAACAGAGAGGGAGAAACUGGUGGAGUUAGAGGAGUUAAAGGAGGAGAAGAUACAGAGGGAAGAGGAGGAAAUAGAAGAAAACCAGGAGGAAGUGAGGGAAUCCAAGGAUGAAGAAAAUCAUGGGGGAGAGGAGGCAAAGGAAGAGGAGAAGCAGGUGGACUUGGAAGAGGAGAAACAGAUAAAAAUGCAAGAGAAGCAUCAGGGAGUGGAUGAGGAAAAGAAGGAUGAAGAAGAAGAGCUAAAGGAAGAGGGAAAGCAGCAGGAACUGGAAGAGAUUACAGAGAGUGAGAAACCAGUGGAGUUAGAGGAGUUGAAGGAGGAGAAGAUACAGAAGGAGGUAGAAGAAAUAGAAGGAAACCAGGAGGAGUUGGGAGAGUCCAAGGAAGAGGAAAAACACAGAGAGGAAGAGGCAAAAGAGGAUGAGGAGAAAGAUGAAGUCAAGGAAGAGCAGCAGCUGAUAGAGGAGUUAAAGGAGGACAUAAAGGGAGCAGUAGAAGAGUUAAAAGUCAUGGAGCAAACAGAAGACUUAAAGAAGUUAGAGGAAGAAGGUGAGAAAGAGAGGAAAGACUCCAAAGAAGAUUCUAAAUUUGAGCCAAAUAUGGAAAUCAUCAGCAGUCAAGCGUCAGAGAGUAAAGAGGAAGAGGUAAAUGAUGAUAAAAGCUCAGACACAUCCACACAAAGUGAAGAGAGACAAAGAGAAAAUCCCCACAUGGAAGUAGUGCAAAUGCAGGAAGAAAACAAACAAACAGAGCAUAUGAAUGAGACAAAGGAUGUUGUGGAGAAAGUGGGGAGAGAGAGGAGGGAGCAGGAAGAAGAGGAGUGCAAAGGGGAAUGCAUUAAGGCUAGAGAUGGGAAAGAUUCACUGGAUGCAGGGGUAGAAAAAACAGAUCCAGUAGCUGAAAUCACAGAAGGGACUCAGACCAUAUUGGAGGGUACAGAGAGGGAUGAAGAGGGAGUAGAGGAGGAAGAAAGAAAUGAUGAUGCUGAGAACAGAAAAACAGAGGAUGUAAAUAGUAACACUUCUGACAUAAUUUCUGAUCUUAAUGCUUUAGGCGUCAAUCAAACAGAGGAUAUGAAAUACACAACAAAUGAUCUGCCACAGUUUGUUGAGGACAUCCAAGACGACCGUUCUGGUGAAGCUUCAACAGACCAGACAGCUGAGGUCAAAGAAAACAAUCAGCUGGAUUCCACUGAGUUGAAAAUCCCUGAGCUUAGAGGUGGGGAAGCGCUCCACCAGGAAAGUGAAACUAAUGAUGAGGAAACUAGCAGUAAAGGGAAUUCCACCGAGUGGAAAACAGAGCAAACAAAUGCUGAGAAUAACACAGAAGAGAGGAAGAUAACUGUGAAGCACCGUGAUGAAAAAGAGGAUGAGGAUGCUGAUGUCAAGGUGCCAGACGGUUUUCAAUCACUUGGUACUGAAUUGAAUGAAGAGGAGAAAAUUCAGGCCAGUGAAGUCUUUGAAAGUCAAACUGAGGUAUCUGGACAAACAGUGCCACAACAUUCAACUGGUUUUCCACUUCCACCUGAUGAUCCUGAGAACAUGAAAACUGAAAGUGGAGGAGCAUUUGGCCUUUUCAGAAAUGCUUUUGGCUUUUUUAGGCAAAUACCUGCCCCAGAAACAAAGGAAUCUGCCCAAAGUCUAGAUUCUAACACACAUGAAAUCCCAGAGUCACACACCUCCUUGACUCCUGAGCAAGUGCCAGAUACAAGUCAGGUUUACAGUCAAGAUUUACACACAGACACUCCUGUCACUGUGUCAGAGCAGCCUCCUUCUCCAACCCAGACCUCUCAUAUUCAUUCCAGUGCUAACCUUCAAAACAACGAAAGCCCCUUUCAAUCAAAAACCUUCUCCAAACAUUACAAGAAUCUUCUCACAUACAUGAGGGCAGAUGACACGGAUAUUCUGAUGGAGCUCUUUGGGCGACACAAGCUGCAGUUCUUAGAUGAUAUUUCGGGAAGCACAGAAACAAUGACUGGUGAUCCUGAUACUGAUGAAUCUAUAUUAUUGGACAUAGAGCGACUUCUCCAUCACCACAGAGAGGUUCUUAUUGCUCCAAGUAUGAAGCAGCAAGAUGUGCAACAAGAGGACAAAGAAAAGACCAGAGCACUCAUUGCACUUCAGAAGCUAGAAAUGCUGCUGGACAAAGUGAGAGAGACUUUCAGCACAGGAAAACCAGACACCAGUAACACAGAGGAUCAAGACGGCAGAAGCUGUGUUGAAGGAUCCUGUUCAACUUCCAACAAAGAAAUUUCCACUGAAGAAGCACAUGGCAUUAUCCUGGAUAGUCACACUCCUAAAGAUGAACGGGUGGUACUGGAUAAAGAGGAAGAUAAACAAAUCAGUGGUGGUUGGGCAACUGAGGAUGAAGAAGAAAGAGAGCCCCAAGAAUUAAAGGGAACAAUGCAGCAAAUGAUCAACAAUGUACAUAAGAUCACCGAAGACUCGAGUACUCAUGUCCAUGCAGCCAGGGAGCUCCUCAUAUGGCUCACAAUACAGGUUGUAUCAGCUCUGCCUGAUGACAUCAGGCCUGGGCCAGACCUUUAUGGGGUGCCAUGGGAACCAGUCAUCGUCUCAAGUCUGGUGGGACUGGUAACAGUGCUGUUGUUCACCUGUAGAUGCUACAGUUCUGUAAAAAGCCGGUUGUAUCGAAGUAAAGAGCAUUGGAUGGCUGAGCAGGUUUCACAGCUGCUAGAUGAGAAGUGUAAAGUUCUUGAGACUCUCAGUAAAUGUCAACAAGAGUAUGAUGACCUGGAGACCUCACUGAGAGACAGUGGUGUUUUGGCCCAAACUCAAAAAACAGAACAACUGGAGGCCAAAGCUAGACAGUUAGGACAUGCUAAAAAUGAUAUGGAGAGGGAUCUUGAACAACUGAAGGAUCAGCUGGAUCAGCAGAGAGAACACAGAAAAGAGCAGGAAAGAAGGAUAGCUGUGCUUGAGGAAAGCAUGAAAACAUUUGAAGACGAAGCCAAAGACCUCCAGUCACAAGAAGAACAGGCACAAACUACUCUGAAAGUGUACAGUAUGAAUAGUGAAAGACUACAAAGGAAUCUGGAAACAGCUGGAGAAGAGAACACGCUGUUACAGGAGAGCAAUGCACAGUUGAGGCAGCAGGUGGAGGGAUGGGCAGAAAGAGUCGGCGAGUUGGAGGCAGAAAUAAGCAGAUGUAAGGUUGCCCACAGUGGGAUGCUGCAGGAUGUGACUAACAAAGAUGAGCGAAUAUGGUCACUGACAGAUCGGCUGCUCCGAAUGAAAGCUUGGGAUUCAGACUUAGAGGAAGAGGGUUAUGAUGAAGGAGAGAAGGAUACAUCGAAUGGUACAGCGGGGAAAGGAGGUGAAAAUGGGAAAGGAGACAGAACAGAAACCCCAGGCCAUCUCCAGAAGGUCCAGAAACUUAUCUAUGCUGCUAAGCUGAAUGCAGACCUCAAAUCAGUGGAUGAAGACAAAGACAGAGCAUUUGCCAAACUGAAUGAUGAAAUCAAAGCUAAAGAAGACCUGCAAGUGAGCAUUAAGGAACUGGAGAAGGAAAAAUUAUCCCUGCAAUCAGACUCUGAGCACUACUCAGACCAAGUGCAAAGAUUACAACAGAAACUCAACAUCAUGACAGAAAUGUACCAGGAGAAUGAGCUGAAGCUGCACAGAAUGCUGACAGUGGAGGAAAAGGACCGCAUGCAGAAGGAAGAGAGGUUAAACAAAGCAGACAAAAACAUUGCCCUGGCCAUGGAAGAACUCAACAACUAUAGACAACGAGCUGAGGAGAUGGAGGAAGAGCUGGAAAAAACCAAACAAUCUUACCAGACUCAAAUAUCAGCACAUGAAAAGAAGGCUCACAAUAACUGGCUGGCAUCCCGAGCAGCAGAGAGAGAGCUUGCAGACAUCAGGAGAGAGAACGCCCUCCUCAGACAGAAGCUGACAGAUACACAGUUUAAACUUGACACCCUGGACAAAGAUCCCUACGCCCUGGACAACUUGGCUAGACCCCUGCCUUUCAGAGCUGAAAGGUCACCUUACGGCCCAUCACCACUGGGUCGACCUGCGUCUGAAACCAGAGCUUUCCUAUCACCGCCAACAUUAAUGGACGGGCCGCCUGCUCGACUGUCUCCCAGAGUCCCUCGUGGCCCAGUGGAGCCCCCAGGUGGCCAAGGGGACAUGGAGCGGAGUGGAGGUCCUCAUUCAGACAGUGGUUCGAUCUCCCCUACAUGGGAGAGAGAUCGCAGGGGGCCCCCACCUGGACACCCAGGACCCCCACCUGGGCACCCAGGACCUCCAGGCUAUAUGUUUCCUGAACCAGGAGCUCCAAUUUACAGGAGACCUCCACCUCCUCCAGGAGCUCUGGGCCCUUUCCCUGCUUCUGGACCGUUUCCACCAGGAGUUCUCCCUCCCAGGGGUCUCCCCCCAGGGCCUUAUCAUCCUGCAGAGAUGGCUGAUGGCCCAUUUAGAGAAAACAGUUUUGGACCUGGUGAUCAGGAUCCCAGAGAGUCUGGCACUGGCGAUAGAAGGACUCCCCCUGAAGCUGAUCCAAGGAUGGGUGGCCCGCCCCCUCCUGGGAUCCCAAUGGGCCCUGGGGAUGGCCCCUUUCCUCGCAGAGCCCCCUAUGGACCACCACCACCAGAUUUUUACCCUCCCAGGGGCCCUGGGAUCCCUCCCAUGAGACCUAUGUGGGCCCCUCCACCUCCAGGAAUGAUGUACCCUCCCCGCUUUCCUCAUGGUGGACCUCUUCCUCCUCAUCCUCAUCAAGCUCCCCCAAUGCGGCCGCCUUUGUCCGAUAUCCAUCCACCUCCUUCAAUGGGUCCUCCUCUUCCUCGACAGCCUCUCCCCUCUCCACCACACAGCCAGUCACCAGAGGAGCACACACCCUCCCCUGAAGACGCCAUCUGAGCCUGACUAGUUUCCUUGAAAAUAAACAUUCUGGUUAAAAAUGGCCAUUGAAAUGGCCAUUGUGUGAUGGAUGGCUGCGCAGGUUGCUGGUUCCCAUUCUCAUUACUCUUAACAUCUUGUUAACCAGGAGUAUGUCUUCAGUGAAGUGCAGGCAAACUGCCAGUCCUCUUUGUUGUCCUCCCUCUGCUGCUACCUGGUCUUUAUCCUCUAUUUACUGCCUCUCCUUAUCCUGCCUUCUCGUUCUUUUUUUUCUGGUACUGUCGUUUGUCCCUUUCAUCAUCCAGCUCCAUUCUCUGUGCAGCAGUCCAUUGUGGUGGAGUCACAGUGACAGCAGUAUCAUGAAUGCAGCAGCUGAAACUGAACUUUGGUGUGCGGGAGUUUUAGCCGCAUACACCAGAAUCCGUUUUCAAUGGCUCUUAGGUUACAUGUGGAGAUGAUGUGUGUGAGCAUGUGGAAGAGACUGGAGUGUUUUACUUACAUUUCAUCCUGAUGGCACGGAAAGAGAAAUCGUAAUGAAUGAGAGGGCUGUCGGGGACAAAAAAGCAUCCUUUUAGGCUUAAUUUUUGAUUUUUUAUAAUAAAAGCACAUUUGUUAUUUUCACCAUUAUUUUAAAUUUAGCUGUUGCGCAUGUUGUGGACCUGGAUUUGACUAGACCUCAUCGUGUUCACCAUUUCUUGUUUUGCCUAUUUAUUAACAGACUUGUUCUUGAACUGAGGAAUAUUUUGAAGAAAAUAUGACUUGAAGGUCAAGUGAAAAAGUCUUAACAAAUUGUAUAUUUUAAGUGGCAGACCUGAAUUUCAGUGGCCUCUGUGGAUUUGCAGGACUUUUGCCUUCAUUAGGAAAGAUCUUUCCAAAAAAGGAAGUAAACAAUGCUUUUGAUCAUGUUUCAAUGACUUGCAUAUGGCCUAGGUUUGAAAAAAGUGGAUUAUAGCAGCUGCUAGUCUAUUGUAGAACCAAGCUGUGACUCAUUGUGGCAGUCACUGAUCACUGAAUUUAAUGGACUGACUGGAAUAGAGGCUCUUUUUAAAGCCGGAUGACACCCAUGUGGAUUUUUGUAAAAAAAAAAAAAAAAUAUUAUUAAUAGAUGAAUAAAGUCUUUAAAAUUUUCA
This is a messenger RNA of Cheilinus undulatus (humphead wrasse), 8958 nucleotides long. It is a transcript of the gene mia2, whose product is annotated as CTAGE family, member 5. The coding region runs from base 98 to 7849 and encodes 2583 amino acids. Gene Ontology annotation, cellular component: endoplasmic reticulum exit site; endoplasmic reticulum membrane. The record is from RefSeq and is a predicted model, not a curated record. The transcript has 28 exons. Gene Ontology annotation, molecular function: protein binding. Gene Ontology annotation, biological process: endoplasmic reticulum to Golgi vesicle-mediated transport; protein secretion; vesicle cargo loading. Lineage: Eukaryota; Metazoa; Chordata; Actinopteri; Labriformes; Labridae.